Molecule: messenger RNA, 957 nt
Organism: Apis cerana (Asiatic honeybee)
Lineage: Eukaryota; Metazoa; Arthropoda; Insecta; Hymenoptera; Apidae
Gene: Osi18
Product: DUF1676 domain-containing protein Osi18
Cellular component (GO): membrane
Source: RefSeq, a predicted model, not a curated record
UGUCUUCGUUCGAGCCGGCAUUCGGUGUUUAGCCUCGCAAAUCGGUCGGGUACAGUCAUGAAGUUCACAACGAUCCUCGCGUCUCUCGCCCUUAUGGCCGCCCUCGCCAGCGCGCAGAGGGCCGAAACCACUGCCGACGCUCUUCGACACAUUUAUUACAGAUGCAUAGACAACGAGUCCAUGUUGUCCUGCGUGAAGCCCAAAGUCCUGGCCUACCUUAGCCAAGCAGCGAAACAAGACAGGCUGGCCAUCACGGAAGACUUGGCACUGGUGAAGUCGAGAGACAUGCCCGAGGAAAACAGCGAGGAUUAUUACCCCGCUCAAUACGACUCCGUGGACCCCGCAAGGAAGGAGCUCUUGAGAUCCUUGAUGUUGGAGAAACUCGACGCGUACCUGUCCAGCCACCAGCUGGAGGCUAAGUUGCCGGAAGCCAUCGUUGGGUCCAAUAUCGUGCCAAGAUCCUUGGUGGACAGUAUGCCAAGAAGCUUGACAGUACCUCUUUCCGACACCUCGAGCAACGGUCAAGGUCGUGGAUUCGUGAAGAAGGUGAUGAUACCGUUCCUGUUGGGGCUGAAGUUCAAGGCCACAGCUUUGGUCCCGCUAGCCCUUGCCCUGAUCGCCCUGAAAACGUGGAAAGCUCUCACCUUGGGCCUCCUCUCGUUGGUGCUAAGCGGUGCAAUGAUGAUCUUCAAGCUGACGAAACCCAAGGUCGCCUACGAGGUGGUGCAUUACGGACACCCACCCGUCGAGCAUCCACCUCACUGGGAGACCUCGGCCCACGGACCCUACAGGGCGUACAGGAAAUAGAUUGAUAGAAACUCGAACUCUCUCCCCUUCCACCCACCCAUUUUUCUUUUAUAAGAAUCGUUUUAUUUAAUAUUUAUUGACGCGCGACGACUCUGACUUUUAUUUAUAUAUAAAUAAAAAUCUUCUUUCAUGGUCUCAUCAAAAUCAAAA